AUGUUUUCUCUAGAGAAAACUUGCUACCAAGGAUGGGUUUUUCAUGGUAGUCAAUGCUACAAGUCGUUUCGAGAGGCCAGGCCUUGGCGGGAAGCACGUGAUCAGUGUCGUCUGUUUCCUCACGGUGACCUCGCCUGUUUCGACACUGCAGGAGAUCAACAUCUUGUCCAGGCAGAGGUUAUUUCAGACAUGUCUGAGGGUUACUGGAUUGGACUUCAAGGAAACGAUACAUACUGGAAGUGGACAACAGGAAAUGACAUCAGCUCUUUCUCCAGCUUUAGAGGCGGAUCAAGAAUUUCUAUAGGAAAUUCCACUGAUGACAGGUGCGUGAUGCUGGAGAAUAAUUGGUGGUCUGGGGUUCCAUGCAAUAACAGUCAUUAUUACAUUUGUCAAGCUAGCAGUCUAGACUGCCACGUGGAAUCGGGAUGGGCAACAACCAUUUCAAAACAUUGUAUCAAAACGAUGGCUUCACCCUCUGGCUGGCAUGAUGGCCGCAACACAUGUAGAUCUCAAGGCGCGGAUCUUGCUCGUUUUCACACUAGAAAUGAACUUGAUUUCCUAAUUCACAACUUAAGUUUGCCAGAAAGUCAGUACUGGAUUGAUCUGGGAUCGUCUGGAUAUGAUUGUGAAGGCAUCAACAUCACAGAGGCAAAAGUGGAUCCGUUUUACGACAGCUGCACUAAUAACCAUAUGUUCAUUUGUGAAAUCAGUUCAUGUGCCUCGCGACAAGACGAAUACGGAUGCAAUGCUAUGUUCUGUAUCUCAAGAAACCUCCUGUGUGACGGACGACAAGAUUGCCCGAACGGAAGUGACGAAUCUCUGUCUUUAUGUGAUAAGUACACUACGAAUACGGACCAAACUGAAUCCGUGACAGAACAAAUGACGUCAGGUAUUACUAGUUCACCACAGCGCCGAGAGUUCUCAGAUGAGAUGGCGAUACUACAGUGCCUGGGGAGGAUGCCCGAAAUUGCAAGAAAAGAAUGUCUGAAAGAUCUGCCUGGGAAUUCGUCUGGUAUUAUCAGUUAUAUAGGGGAGAUAACUCGUGCCACAAAUCUUUCGGAACGUGUAAAGGUGUAUUUGGACAUUUAUAACGCCAUCUUAUCCAUCACUGCGGAGAACGGACAAUAUGCCAGUGUUAACCGCAUUAUGGAGAUGUCGUCUGCUCUUGAAAAAAUUGAGCAAGAUUUGACCACCACCUGCCAUUACGACAGGGUGUAUGUCGAAAAUAGAGAGAAUAUAGGGAAUAUUACGAUUAUCAUCAUCAUUAUUGACAAGAAUAUAACAGACAACAGAACGACGGGAAAUGUACAGGAUGGCAUGAUGAGAAUAAGUCCAGUGCUGUCACUUUCUGCCUUCCAGGAAGGGGCGUAUUUGAAUCUGGAACACACAUUUACACUUUCUCAUUACGCAUGGCUUAUACAGAAUCGUUACCGAAAUAACACAAACAAUGGGACUGUCGUGUGCGGCUACAUAGACGUACAUACAGGAUCCUGGAGUUAUAAUGGGUGUUCAGUGCUCCGCACAUCAGUUACAAACACCUCCUGCUAUUGCAAUCACACGACUAACUUCGCUAUCCUUAUGCAAGUAAAAGAUUUCGAGAUGGACAGCAUUCAUGAUACAGCUCUCAGCGUCAUCACGUAUGUCGGAUGUACCGUCUCCCUGGUUACGCAGAUGAUGGCAAUCACGGUUUUUUCCUGCGUCACUUCCUUGAAUUCAGAAAGAAUCUGUGUACAUAAGAACCUGUGUUUUGCCAUUACUGCAGCGCAGUUAGUGUUUCUGACUGGCAUCAAAGCCGUUCAAAUUAAGAUCAUUUGCUCUGUCAUAGCACUGUUGUUACACUAUUUCUAUUCUGCUGUGUUUGUUUGGAUGUUGGUGGAAGGACUACUUCUUUACAGUAAAGUAGUGCAGGUUUUUGGAACUGAAAAAUCCCGGAUUGCAUAUUACUACGCCUUUGGAUGGGGGCUUCCUCUAGUUCUCGUCGUUACAUCAGCAACGGCGAACUGGAAAGGUUACGGAACGUCACGCAGCUGCUGGCUGUCCACAACAGAUGGAACAAUAUGGUCCUUUACGGGUCCCGCGGUGUCUGUCAUUGUGGUGAAUGUCGUCAUCCUUUGGCUGGUGAUGCGAGUCAUUCUGAGUCUGGAACGAUCUGAUGAAAGCCGACAAAUUAAGUCGGGUGUAAAAGGCGCAAUGUUUUUACUUCCCCUUUUGGGACUGACUUGGAUAUUUGGACUAUUGGCUGUUAAUGAGGAUACAAUUAUAUUUCAGUAUCUCUUUGCCAUCUUUAAUUCUCUGCAGGGUUUCUUCAUAUUCCUGUUCCACUGUGUGUGUAAUUCAGAAGUAAGACAGGCCCUCGGAAGAAUGAGAGAAAAAAUCAUUUUGUCAAAAGGAGACUUAGUCAUCAGUUCAGAUAUACAAACUCAGAGUGAUACCACUUUUCCUGCAAAUGAGCGUAAUAUUCCUAGAGGAAAAUCUGGGGCAGCGAGACACUGUAGAACGUCCCCGCGUGUUCAGAUGACGUCAUCUACUCAUGUUAGCAGUAGAGAAAAUAUAGUGCCGCAAGAUGCCCUGAUAUUAGAAGACUUGACACGUGAAAACGACCUAGUCUAUGUAUGAGUGGUGUUCCGUAAUAAUUAUUGAACCAGCUUGCAGUUAUUGUCUACUAGUUAUAGAACCAUGAAAUGAGAAUACGAUUUUACUUUUGCCAAAUGCACCGAGCUGUCAAGCCUAGGUGUGGAAGUAAUACACUCAGUGAUAUUCACACCAAGCUAGCGAAAUCUUGGCCUCUCUGGAAAGUACGGCAUUUGAAAAUGGUGGAGAGGAAAAUCGUUGUCGAAUUAAGUUUCCGUUUUUAAAGACCAUUGGAGAGAUACAAUUCUUUUUUUCUCUUUGAAUAAUUUAGACUGGACAUUUUCUCAUUACUUCUGAAUUAUAAUCUGGAUUUUUUUUUUAGAUGGUGUAAAUUCUGACAUGGCACCAGACCACGUAUUUUACGCAGUGUACCAAAAUAAACCUCGAGCAUCAAAUAAUGGAAGUUUUGUUUGUAUAUUGU
This is a messenger RNA of Ostrea edulis (European flat oyster), 3052 nucleotides long. Its product is annotated as latrophilin Cirl-like. Lineage: Eukaryota; Metazoa; Mollusca; Bivalvia; Ostreida; Ostreidae. The record is from RefSeq and is a predicted model, not a curated record. Gene Ontology annotation, molecular function: protein binding; G protein-coupled receptor activity. Gene Ontology annotation, cellular component: membrane. Gene Ontology annotation, biological process: adenylate cyclase-activating G protein-coupled receptor signaling pathway; cell surface receptor signaling pathway. The transcript has 27 exons. Bases 1 to 2616 code for a protein of 871 amino acids.